AUGAGAAGCGUAAAUAUUAUAAUAUUAGGUUUGUUAUUAGCUAGUUUAUUGUCUCUAGUAGUUGUUGAAGCAAAAAAAAAGAAUCCUUAAGAUAAGAGACCUACUCAUAUAGAACCAGAAUUAUAUUGCAAUUCAUGCUAAGCAAUUGUUAGAGAAGUUUUAAAGAAAAUUGGUGAAUCAAGAAAAGAAUCAGAUAUUGCUGAUGCUCUUAGCAAUAUUUGCUCAUAAAGAAACUAUGCUGAGUAUGAAUUCCCCCCACCAGAUAUGGUUAAAGGUUGUCACGCCUUUAUUAGCGGUUGGGAUGAACUUAUUGAGAAAAAGAUGGUCAAUAGAGCUUCAAACGCUGAUAUUGAAAACGAUAUUUGUUUAAAGAGAACAAGAGCUUGCUUAGGAGUAGAUCCUUCAUCCUCAUCUAGGAAGGUUUAAGAAAACCCUGGAUUUGUUAAGAUAAAUGACAAAGAAGUUCCUAUUAGUGCAGAUGGAUAAAUUAAUAUAAAUGGUGCAGAUUUGUGA
This is a messenger RNA of Tetrahymena thermophila SB210, 513 nucleotides long. RefSeq names its product saposin-like type B, region 1 protein. NCBI's taxonomy places the organism in Eukaryota, Ciliophora, Oligohymenophorea, Hymenostomatida, Tetrahymenidae. The transcript is spliced from 6 exons. The record is from RefSeq and is a predicted model, not a curated record.